AUGGUGGAAUCAAGAUUUAAGGAACUUCUUGAUCACUCAAUGUUACUUCUGAAGAAGAAAUGGCUAUUUGGUAUACUGGAUGAAUUUAUCACAAAGCAACUCCCCCACAAUGUUACUUGGGGAUUGAGCUUGUUAUAUGCUAUGGAACACAAGGGCGACCGAGCCUUGACUUCCACUCAAGGUGAGCUGGCACAUGCACUGCGGUUCUUAGCGUCUGUAGUAUCUCAAAGCUUUUUGGCUUUUGGUGACAUUCUCGAGCUGCAUAGAAAAUUCAGUGAACUCUCUGGUGGCAUCAAUCGAAUUUUUGAGCUGGAAGAGCUUGUAGAUGCUGCUCAAUCUGUUGUUGGUGGUGGUCUGUUGUGGUGGUACUGUGUUUGGCGAAGUUCGGUUGUUCGUGGUGGCAAUGUGUUGUCGGUGGUCUGUUAUGAUGUGGUCUGUGUGGUGCCUCUGUGUUCGCUGAAGUUCGAUUGUGGUUUGUGUGGUGCCUCUGUGUUCGCCGAAGUUCGAUUGUGGUCUGUUGUGGUGUCUCUAUGUUUGCUGAAAUUCGGUUGUGGUCUGUUGUUUGUCGUGGUGAAGAGGCGUAGUCGAAGAAUCUUUGUGGUGGUGGUGCAACUGUGGUGGUGUGCUACAGUUCUCGUCGUGGUGUGUGGCGCCGUUGAAGACCAGAGGAUUUUCUCUAGGAACCCUAACCUCAACGAAGGAGAAGAGGUCCAACGGGUUGGGUUGGAUCAGGUAAAACUGGUCCGGUUCAGCAGUCCAGAGGGCUCAACCAACCCGGUUCAGUGGUCCAGCCCCUAUUUCUAG
Messenger RNA from Ilex paraguariensis (yerba mate), 804 nucleotides. The record is from the annotation of a GenBank genome assembly. NCBI's taxonomy places the organism in Eukaryota, Viridiplantae, Streptophyta, Magnoliopsida, Aquifoliales, Aquifoliaceae.